Oryctolagus cuniculus (rabbit) is the source of this 1480-nucleotide messenger RNA. It is a transcript of the gene WDR45, whose product is annotated as WD repeat domain 45. NCBI's taxonomy places the organism in Eukaryota, Metazoa, Chordata, Mammalia, Lagomorpha, Leporidae. Gene Ontology annotation, molecular function: protein binding. The record is from RefSeq and is a predicted model, not a curated record.
UCCCCCGGAAGUAGGGCCUGAUGUAAACACGGGAGCCGGGCGCCAAGGCCCGGGAGGUCAGGGAAGCCGGGCCGCGGGCGGCGCCGAGAACGGGGCUUGGGAGUCAGAGACGCGGGAGAUCAGGACAGAAGGACCACGAUCCCGGGGAGUUGGAGGACUUGGAGGGGAGACCCCAGGACUCUUCUCGACUGUAUGCCAUUUGUGACCAGAGGAGCAAUCCUGGACCAUGAGUCAGCAGCCACUUCGAGGAGUGACCAGCUUGCGUUUCAACCAAGACCAAAGCUGCUUUUGCUGUGCCAUGGAGACAGGUGUGCGGAUCUACAAUGUGGAGCCAUUGAUGGAAAAGGGGCAUCUUGACCACGAGCAGGUGGGCAGCAUGGGCCUGGUGGAGAUGCUACACCGCUCUAACCUGCUGGCCCUGGUAGGCGGUGGGAGCAGCCCCAAGUUCUCAGAGAUCUCAGCAGUGCUGAUCUGGGAUGAUGCCCGGGAGGGCAAGGACUCCAAGGACAAGCUGGUGCUGGAGUUCACCUUCACUAAGCCUGUGCUGGCUGUACGCAUGCGCCAUGACAAGAUUGUGAUCGUGCUGAGGAACCGCAUCUACGUGUAUUCCUUCCCCGACAAUCCUCGAAAGCUGUUUGAGUUUGACACCCGGGACAACCCCAAGGGGCUCUGUGACCUCUGCCCCAGCCUGGAGAAACAACUACUCGUGUUCCCAGGACACAAGUGUGGGAGUCUACAACUUGUGGACCUGGCAAGCACCAAGCCUGGCACCUCCUCCGCUCCAUUCACCAUCAAUGCCCAUCAGAGUGACGUGGCCUGCAUGUCCCUGAACCAGCCAGGUACCGUAGUGGCCUCGGCCUCCCAGAAGGGCACCCUUAUUCGCCUUUUUGACACGCAGUCCAAGGAGAAACUGGUGGAGCUGCGCCGAGGCACUGACCCUGCCACUCUUUACUGCAUUAACUUCAGCCAUGACUCCUCCUUCCUCUGCGCUUCCAGCGAUAAGGGCACAGUCCAUAUCUUUGCUCUCAAGGAUACCCGCCUCAACCGCCGCUCCGCGCUGGCUCGCGUGGGCAAGGUGGGGCCCAUGAUUGGGCAGUACGUGGACUCUCAGUGGAGCCUGGCGAGCUUCACUGUGCCUGCUGAGUCAGCCUGCAUCUGCGCUUUCGGUCGGAAUACUUCCAAGAAUGUCAACUCUGUGAUUGCCAUCUGUGUAGAUGGGACCUUCCACAAAUACGUCUUCACUCCCGAUGGAAACUGCAACCGAGAGGCUUUCGACGUGUACCUUGACAUUUGUGAUGAUGAUGACUUUUAAGGACCUUAGGGGCUGUGUUAGGGACCUGCCGUGGCAGGUUGUGGGAGCUGAGCCUUGGGGACGGGGUUUGCUGUGGAAGCCACCAGCUAGUAAGCAUUAAUGGGGCCUGUGCCCACUGCCCCCCUCAGCAUAGCUGUGUCUAAAUAAAACAGCUCACUUCCCCAAGUA